Messenger RNA from Capra hircus (goat), 2075 nucleotides. It is a transcript of the gene PIH1D2, whose product is annotated as PIH1 domain containing 2. The record is from RefSeq and is a predicted model, not a curated record. NCBI's taxonomy places the organism in Eukaryota, Metazoa, Chordata, Mammalia, Artiodactyla, Bovidae. The transcript has 6 exons. Gene Ontology annotation, cellular component: cytoplasm; ribonucleoprotein complex; R2TP complex. Bases 214 to 1161 code for a protein of 315 amino acids. Gene Ontology annotation, biological process: rRNA processing; box C/D snoRNP assembly.
UCCUGGAAAAGAAGUGGGUCAGGCUCAGCCGAAAAGCAAGCCCAGCACCAGAAGGAGAAGACUCGGGAACUGGAUGUAGAAAGAUAAGACCUUUUUGUCUGGAGCUUUCCGGACUCAAUUAGAUGUUGUCCCAGUGUGGUUACCCUGGUAACAGGCGUCGCGUUUUGUCAAGAAACCAAAGGAAGAGGCUUAAGAGGCCUAUUCAUCUAUAUCAUGGAGUCAUCCUCAAAGGGUCUGCUUACCCAGGUUACUCAGUUCUGGAACCUCUUAGAUGAUCUGGCUGAAAGUAACCCUGAGAGCUAUCAGAAGUUCAUUCAACAGCAGCUCAAAGAGGGGAAAGAGCUCUGUGCUACCCCAGAACCACAGCUCUGUCUACAAACCAGGAUUCUGAAACCAAAAGAAAAAUUACUUUUUAUCAACCUAUGUCAGUGGAAAAGGAUCCCAGCUCCAGAAUCAGCCACUCAUCCAGUACCUCUAAGUAUUGGCAGACCAGAAGAUACAUCUGAGACAUCAGAUGUUUACACAGUCAUCGAUGUUGCCUAUCAUCCUGAUGUUCUCCAGGCAGCAGAGAAAGACCAAGUGAAAAAAGAUCAACUGAUACGGAUGGCCAUGAAAUGCAUUGAGGAACAACUCCAACUUACUCUCUCAAACUGUUACUCUAUUACCAAAUUUAGAAUAAAAGGAAGCAUUCAAAGAAUGAAACAAAAUCUGAUGGGAAUCCAAACCAAUCCCGCAGACUUAAGAGAGAAAAUGAGAAACGAACUAACCCUUGAAAAGAUAAGAAGCAGUACUGUGAGCAAUUCAGAUCAGUUUCCUCAACGUUUACUGCCGAAAGACCAAGUUUCAAGUAAAACAGCAUGUCUGAUAGAAGAAAUUUCUAGUACAGAGACUGAAGUGGAGAUGAAGAGACCAGCCUAUGAAUUAAAACUUGUGGCAGAUCAGAAUGAGAAACCUCUGAAAAUUGAAUUGAAAGUUGAAUUACCUGGUAUUAAUUCAGUAUCUCUCUGUGACCUUAGUGUUUCUGAGGAUGAUAUACUGAUCGAGGUCUCUGAAAAGUACAGAUUAUAUCUAAAUCUUCCAGAAUCUGUGGAUACUGAAAUGACUACAGCAAAAUUUAUCAAAGAGAAAGCCACUUUAAUCGUCACAAUGCCAUUGGUGUAAGUUCAAAGCAUCGAGUAUUUGGAGUUUUCUGUGAAAGUCAUGUGAAUUAGAGGGCCUCCAUUAUCUGUGAAGAAGUUUAUCUUAAAACUUUUAAGUUUCGUUUUCUAGGAGUUUCUUUUGAUGGAAUGAGAUUUUCUCAUCAGCUGCUUUUUAAAAUUCUUUCUCCUCAAGUAAACUUGGCAGUAAGCAGAAACUACCAAAAACAGUACUGCCAUGAUAUACUUGUUUUGAAGAUAUUUGUAAUGGCCUCAAGUAACUUAAAUACCAUUUGGGAAAAGUCUGUCUCUAGGUAUAAUAUGUAAGAAUUCUUUGUUUACUAGUUGAAAACAUUUUUGUCUCUAGUAAAUUUUUGCGUCAGGAAUAAAUUCCAGACUGUGCAAGAAGUUCUUUACUACCAAGAUGUGCCUUAGCAGUGAAAGUUUCCUCCAGCAAUAAAGAUGUAGGACCAGUGUAAUAAUGUGUAAACCUUUGCUUCUGUGAACCUCUAUACUUCUAUAAAGCAAGCUCUGGCAGGAGUCCAAGCCACCCAGGCCUACCUCCCUUUAAUAUCAGGUAUGGACUUGUCUACGGAUUAGAUAAAACGAUGCAGUGGCAGUCAUCGGGUAUUAUUACACAUAAGACAUAAAAUACACCCAACUCUAACUUAAGGCAAAGGAGCUGACUUUGGGACAAGUGCCUUUCUCUUAAGAAAAUAACUUUUAAAAUACAGAAGUGAUGUACUUUUAAACUCCCAUUCAUCUGUCAGUUCUUUGUUCAGUACAGAAGUGUCAGUUUUCCAAUUUAUAUCCAAGUAAGCAACAUUCACACCAAACUUCAAACAUCCCUUGUCUUUUCUAAAUACAAAACACUCUCCUUGUAAUUAUUAAUUUCUAAUUCAACAUAAGGUCUUUAAAUAAAGUUCUCAUUAAUUUUAA